GGAAUCAAUUCUACUUAUUUAUUUAAAGCCAUUCUUGUGUGCCAUGUAUUUGGUGCUUGGAUAACUUUCCUAAUGUCUGCUUCAAGGACUACUAUUACUAUACUAUUCUAAAUCUAAGUGGUUUCUUUUCCUGCUUUUCCACUGCUAAGGGGGGGUGUGGUCUUCUUUGCCAUAUUUUUUCCUAUUUCCCCGCCCCAACCCCCAUCUGGGAAAUGUGCUAUGGAGCUUACAGGCCUCUUUCUGUAUCUUAUGAAAAGUCUUUGCCUGGCACUUGUGCAAACGCUGCAUGCUUUAUUGUAAGACCUUUGACGGCAUUCUGACAAGUGAUUAUUUCUCUGGCUUGUAGCUCCUUUAAGCAAAUACAACUUCAAGUCCAAUGACAGUAUCUGCUGAAGGCCUGCUGGAGCUGCAAGUCAAGGGCUUAUGUAUGCUCCCGCCAUGUGCAGCACUUGUAAGAAGUACCAGCCCUCUCCCUUUUGGGCGGUGGGCAAGUUCAUUUAAAAAAUCAAGAAAUGUCCUUUGGUUUUAAACACACCUUACUGUUCUCAGGGUAACAGCUUACUUCAUUUAGAAGGCCGUGGAAGCAAAUCUUAAGGUUAGAAAACAAAACAAAACAAAAACAAACAAACACAUCUACUAUCUGGAAAAUUCAAAAGGGCCCUCCUUGUGGUAAAAGUGGCAUUUUGAAAAACACCUGAAAAGCACUGAUGGUGGGUGAGCCAGCAGAGAAAUAUUGUCACCAAACCUCCCUCCUUUCAACCUUCACCCCUACCUUCCAGCAAGACCUGCUGGUACUGGGGAAACAGAUUUGGCUGUGACCCUUGAGUCCCCGAGGGCUGUCACACAGCUGUCUCCCUCGCCCAAGCACGUCCGGCUAGGGAGCUGCCAUCGCCUGGGUUAGGCAAGGGAGUAUUCAGGAUUUCACUGUUCAUCUCAGUGCAGAGAGGGAAAAAAAGAAAGGCCGAAAAAAAAAAAAAAUCCCACAUUGUCAGAGUAAUGCCAAGCUCUCUGUGAGUGGGAUGAGCUGAGCAGAUGCUGCGAGGAGAUGCCAAAGCGGCUCCCCUUCCUCUGUGCCUUGGGUUCCUAUAAAUUGCUCCGGCGCGCGUUUGUCAGCCUCCUCUUCUCCUGGCAGGUGGUACCCAGGCAGAAUUCUGUGCUCAGUCUCUCUCGCUGGGCUCUGGGCUAGGCGCUUGCCCUCUCUCUAGCUGGCUCCCAGGCUCCAGCCCGAGGCUCUCCCAGCCACCGACUGCGCACCCGGGGGGCGCCCGGCCAGAGCUCGCGCAGCCGACGCGGGGCUUUCGGGGUGCACCUUUGUCAGAGUUGUGGCUGCAAAGCAGGAAGGAAAAGAAAGAAAGAAAAAAAGAAAAAGGCAGGGGACGGACGGACCCGGAGAGUGAGAAGACCAGAGGCAGAAAAAAAGGCAACUUCAGACGCAAAGUUGGUGCGAACUGGCGCAGUCUGCAAAAACCGGAAAGUCGAUCUCGGGCAGCGGCUACAUAAAAGUGUGAGCUGCGGGCGAGCGCAGGAGGCGGCGGGCUCUGCCUCGGCGGCAGCCACAGGUGCGCAGGGGCUCCAGCGGGCGCCCUGGGCUCCCCUCCCCCGGCCCCCGCCCCCCGCGAGGGACUCCAGAUCCAGGCACUCGGCGCCCCAGCUCCCUCCCCAGCUGCAGCCUCAGCGGGGGCAGCCGGAGCCGGCGAGGAGCCGGCGCCCGCCCGCCCCAGGGACUUGGGGUUCCGAGGGGGAUCGUUUUCGGCUCUGAGGAGGUCCCCGCCCAACCUUCAAAAUUUUGUCCAAAAGCAGACAAGAGGAUCGGCCCGCGCUGAGCCGGCUCGUGGGCAGCAGGAGGCGCCUGAUCGCCGCCGGGGCGCUGGGGGUGGUGAUGGUGCUCCUGCUGGUCAUCCUCAUCCCGGUGCUGGUGAGCUCGGCCGGCACGUCGGCGCACUACGAGAUGCUCGGCACCUGCCGCAUGGUCUGCGACCCCUACGGGGGUACCAAGGCUCCCAGCACCGCCGCCACGCCAGACCGCGGCCUCAUGCAGUCACUGCCCACCUUCAUCCAGGGCCCCAAAGGCGAGGCCGGCCGGCCGGGGAAGGCAGGCCCGCGUGGGCCCCCCGGAGAGCCGGGACCUCCGGGCCCUGUGGGGCCCCCGGGCGAGAAGGGAGAGCCCGGCCGCCAGGGCCUGCCGGGUCCACCCGGGGCUCCCGGGCUGAACGCGGCCGGGGCCAUCAGCGCGGCGACCUACAGCACCGUGCCCAAGAUCGCCUUCUACGCGGGCCUCAAGCGGCAGCACGAAGGCUACGAGGUGCUCAAGUUCGACGACGUGGUCACCAACCUGGGAAACCACUACGACCCCACCACCGGCAAGUUCACCUGCUCCAUCCCGGGCAUCUACUUCUUCACCUACCACGUCCUGAUGCGAGGAGGGGACGGCACCAGCAUGUGGGCUGAUCUCUGCAAAAACAACCAGGUGCGUGCUAGUGCAAUUGCCCAAGAUGCUGAUCAGAAUUACGACUAUGCCAGUAACAGCGUGGUUCUUCAUCUGGAGCCAGGAGAUGAAGUCUAUAUCAAAUUAGAUGGUGGGAAAGCCCAUGGAGGGAACAACAACAAAUACAGCACAUUUUCUGGAUUUAUUAUUUAUGCUGACUGAUAAUGCAGAAACUGACCUUGCUGUUCUGAGUUUGAACACUGGAUUCGUAUGGCUGACGUCAGUGAAUCAAGGAUCCCAGGGGAUGCCGAUAUCGGGGCACCUCAGUUGUGUAUAUGUGGGGAAAUCAAAUGCUACCUGACUCACAUCUGUAUCACUCAGACACAUUAUGUAAAAAAGUAUUUAACGCAAGAUAAGCAGAUGUGCAAUCCACUACCGCCAAAGCCAAUACUCCUUAUCGUUAGUGUCCAUGUGAAUGAAGUACUAUAUAGAUCACAAAUUUUUAUAGAAAAAUCUAAGACACUGAAUUAUUUCUUCAAUAUCUAUGAUACUUUGGUGUACUGUGAUCUUGCUGCUUUUAUCCAUGUGUCAGCUUUGGUUUGUGUGAGUUCAUCUGCUUAUUAUGAUACUUGGAUUCUAUUUGUAGUGUGGGGAGGAAUCAUUUUACCCUGCAGGAGAAGGUCUAAUUGAAGUAAUGCUGCUUGUCCCCAAAGAAAUUGUUUGCCUUGUACUCUUGUUAACUUUAGAGCUAGACCUGGGAAUGAUUCAACUUCAAGCCUUAACCUGGAAUUUUCUGGAUUUGUGGGAAUUCCCAAGCCUGUGACCAUUUUCACAUUUAUUUUUUCCUUUUCAUGUGAAUUUUCUUUUCUCUUUUCUGGUGAUAGUCUUUAAAAAUAGAGAUUGAAACUGUAUCAUAGGAUUACCCUCUUAAGUGUGAAAAUGUGUAAUUAUGUAUGGUAUUUAGAAAUAUCCCUUCUGUGUCCAUUUUGUCAAUAGAAUACAUUUAGACUCACUUGGAUGCCAGAGAACUUUAUUCUUUGGUAUGAAAUCAGACUGAGGCUUUUGCCUUCUUUGGAACAAAACAUUGUUCAUAACCCAAGGCACAAAGGUUUAAUUUGGCCUACUGCAUGCGUCACCAAGGGGACACUAAGUAAGACCUUCAAACAGUUACUACAAAUCUUUGGCCUGAGGUUAUUUCAAAAUUAACCAUUUCACAUAGAGCCAAUAUGACAGUAAAGUGUAUAUAUUUUAUAUAAAUACUUGCCACAUACUUAUUUAUAUACAUAUAUAUGUUAGAUGAAAUAUUAUAUAUAUGGCCCUCAGUCCACAAGGCACAGAGGCUGCAGAGCCUCAAAAUUAAUUUUAAAAGUAUGUAUGUAUACACUCACAGAAUCAUGCAUAAAUUAUUUGACUUACUUUAGAUUGAAAUAUAUUUUAGAUGAUAAAAAUAUAUGGAAUAGCAAAACAAUAAAAAGGCUUCUCUUUAAGAGUUAUCCAGAAAAUUAAAUCUCAGUAAAUUCAAACGCUCUGCAUUUCAUGUGUAUGUGAAGCCUGUGGCUGCUGUAUUGCCGUAUGCCAAUCAAUACUUCAACUGCAUUCUCUGGUAGACUGUUAACACCCGGAUGACAGGAUCCAAGCAGCUCUCCUCCACAAUGUUUAUGAAAUAUAUGCAUUUGAGUUAUCAUUUUUUCCUUUCAGGUGGAUUGGAGCCGACAAUACAGUGCAAACCCAUUCUCUCUAGUUACAGCGCACUGCCAAGAGCCAUCUCUUGAAGGAAGAUAUCAGAAUGCAUGCAGAUACAUCCUACUAUCUCACAGCUUCCACUCUUACAAUGAGAAAUCUCUUCCUCUUUCAGUUUCCUUUAAACACUCUUUGACAAGUAGAUUUCAAGACCAGAGAUGUAAAAAUCUGCUUGCUUUACUAGUGAAGGACAUUUGCAUUUUUUCCUUUAAAGGACUUGGUUUGUUCUCCUGGCUCAUUUCAUGUUGGUACUUUUUGUUCUAACACACAGAAAGCUUGAUCAGUUAUGAUCAGCUGAAAUAUCUUUAGUUUAGCAAAUUUCGACUUUCCAAGAGUUAUGCAUGGUGCUCCCAUCUGAAGGUGGUGUUUGCUAUGUUUAAAUGCCUUGGUCUGAGUAACUGUCAUGAUUUAUAUGAUAAAAACACUUAGCUCACUCAUCAUGAGUAGUGACUAAUUCUACUUGGCCCUUCUAAUGUGUAAGGUUCCUCGCAAAUGAAUUGCAAUAGUUUUAAUUUUUAUUUAACAGCAUAUAUUUAUCAGAGGAAUUGGCAGCAAGAGAUUAGAGAUUUGUCAUAGGUAUCAAAUCACAUAGAAAGGAUUGAAUUAAAAGAUUAAUAUAUAAACAGCAGCGCACACCAAUUAAGCAUUUUAACUAACAUUUUUUUUAAAAAGGCUGUAUUGGCACAGAACAUCAUGGCUGGAUAGCUUUCAAAGAGCAGUCUUUAUAAUCAGGCUGUCAUUUCCAAUAGAUUUGACCUUUUCCUUAGAUAAAUAAACAUUAUUUUCUCUGUUUAGGCCUGAGGAAAAACAAAGUAAAGGAAAUAAAGGGAUAUACGUAAGGCAAGCAUUUCUCUUUUUUUUUUCAUUAUCUUAUGAAUUAAUUAAAUUGUGGCCUUUGUUAUACAAAUGUAAUAAUUCAUUAAACUAUAUUAUGUAACAUAUUUUGACUUUUAUGGUUGAAUUUUUAGAAUUCAGUACUGUUAUGUGUUCUUAGACAAACUAUGCAAAACACAACAAAAUGGACACUCAAAGCUGAUUUAUUAUAUGUUUAUAGAUAGAUGGAGAACAUAAUUAUCCUUUCAAGAUAUUUUCAUUGCUGUGAAUUGGUAAUUUCAUUACAACAUCCUUUGGAAACAAAAUAGUCUCAAAAUUUAACUUUCUUUGUUGCAAAACCUAUUUUAAAGUGUCAUAUUAGUCAUUAAGCAUUAAUUAAAGAACAGCAGGGUAAUUAGUAGGAUCAUCAAUAUUACAAAAUCAUUAGCUUGCUCCAGAAGGGGGCAAUGUAACUAGAAACACUUUAAAUUUUCUCAAGUAGUGCAGAUGAUGGAGUUGGAAAAUAGAAAAGACCUCCAAAAUUAAUCUUAGGGGAUAUAGACUUUAAAUUAUUUAAAUUCUGCAUUUAGUCACUUAAAUCAUUGUUUGGAAAUGCCUUCCUUUGUAUUUAUUUUAUUAGGACAAAACACUAGGGCUCGCUUGGGCCCAGUAGCUCCCCAAGAGAUGCCACUGUAAUAGUUACCCAACU
Nannospalax galili (Upper Galilee mountains blind mole rat) is the source of this 5687-nucleotide messenger RNA. It is a transcript of the gene C1ql3, whose product is annotated as complement C1q like 3. The transcript has 2 exons. Gene Ontology annotation, molecular function: protein binding. Lineage: Eukaryota; Metazoa; Chordata; Mammalia; Rodentia; Spalacidae. The coding region runs from base 1880 to 2647 and encodes 255 amino acids. The record is from RefSeq and is a predicted model, not a curated record.